UCUGUCUCCUACGCAACAUGAAGGUGUACGUCGUCCUGUCAGCGCUUGCUCUCUGCGUCGUCGCCGAGCCACCAGUCGACCGGUCGUACCUGCCUCCCAGCUCUGAGUACGGACCUCCCUCGGCCUCCUCUCUCAGUGCUCAGUACGGCGCCCCAGCAGCCAAUAGCCUCAGCUCUCAGUACGGAGCUCCUUCUCCUUCAGCCAACAGCCUCAGCUCUCAGUAUGGAGCUCCAUCAGCCAACGGCCUCAGCACGCAGUAUGGAGCUCCUUCAGCCAACAGCCUCAGCAUGCAGUAUGGAGCUCCAUCAGCCAAUGGCCUCAGCUCACAGUACAGUGCGCCUUCAGUAACAGGAGCUGCUUUCGGUCGCUCAGGCGCUUCCAGCCAGGCUCCAGCAGCUCGCGUCUCCUCUAGCUUUGGAAGCGCCUCCUCCAGGAGGUUUGGAUCUGGCAGGAGGAUCGGCGGUGGUGUCUCCACUCGCUACGGCGCUCCUUCGGCGGCUGGCCGUGCCACUGGGUUAGGAGGAGUCGGUCUGUCCACACAGUACGGCGCCCCUUCUUACUCUGGUGACGCACUCUCCACUCAGUAUGGUGCGCCCUCUGGUAACGCUGGUGGCCUUUCUCCAGUCUAUGGAGUGCCCGGAUAUGCCUACAAUCGUGCCGGAGCCCAAGAGGAUGCACUUGCCGAGCCGGCCAACUACGAGUUCAGCUACUCAGUGCAGGAUGGCGAGACGCUGAGUGACUUUGGACAAGAGGAGUCCAGGCAGGGGGAGAGAGCCCAAGGCCAGUACCGCGUGCUGCUGCCCGACGGCCGCAAGCAGAUCGUCUCCUACCAGGCGGACGAGGGUGGCUACAGGCCCACCGUAGAGUACCAGGACACCGGACUCACCGCCUACUCCACCGGCGGAUACGGCUACGCCAGGGGGCGCGCUGGAGCUGGAAACACUGGAUACCACUACUGACCAAUUUCUGGACUGUUCUGAACACGCACGAAACGAUAAAUCCAUCGGAAAUACAACUUACAAAGUAGUGACUUUAAGUUAUGUAUAGAUGUAUUUAUUUACAAAGAAUGUAUGUUAUUAUUCUAGUUUUCAAAUGAAAGCCUAGUGUCUCUCUCUU
Schistocerca americana (American grasshopper) is the source of this 1116-nucleotide messenger RNA. Its product is annotated as pro-resilin-like. The transcript is spliced from 3 exons. Bases 18 to 959 code for a protein of 313 amino acids. Gene Ontology annotation, cellular component: extracellular matrix. Lineage: Eukaryota; Metazoa; Arthropoda; Insecta; Orthoptera; Acrididae. The record is from RefSeq and is a predicted model, not a curated record.